AUGAAUGGAACUAGAGAUACAGGACCCGGUCAAUUUUGUCCUGCUGCAUACGGUCAAAAUAGACCAGGCGGUCAAUUUCGACUGAUAUCUGCUCCAUGGACGAGUAAACCCUGUGAAUUUCAACAUGCUCUGCCCCUGUUUACUAGUUUACUGAAUACUGUCUGUGGAUAUAUCCCCGGAGGAGUUCUACCAUACAAUCAUCUAAUCUGGUCGGACAGUAAGGAAAAGCUUGUAGAGCUGGCUUUACAGGUUUUGAUUGUUUGUCUGGACAUGGCUCCACGAAGUUCAGAAGAUACAAUCUAUUCAGACAACCUUUUUCUUAACUAUCUUUCUAGAUUACACAGAGAUGAGGAUUUUCAGUAUAUUCUGCAAGGUAUCACUAGACUACUAAUGAAUCCACUACAACAAACUUACCUACCCUAUGCACAUAGAAAGGUAUAUUUCCACCAGGAGCUGUUGAUAUUCUUUUGGAAAUUUUGUGAGAACAACAAGAAGUUCCUCUUCUACGUUCUCAAGAGCUCUGACGUAUUAGAGAUCCUGGUUCCUAUUUUACACUAUCUAAACGAUGCCAGAGCUGAUCAAUCCAGAGUAGGACUUAUGCAUAUAGGUGUAUUCAUCCUGCUGUUGCUGAGUGGAGAGAGGAAUUUCGGUGUUCGUCUGAAUAAACCUUACACUGCCUCAGUUCCAAUGGAUAUCCCUGUAUUCUCAGGUUCUCAUGCUGAUCUUCUUAUCAUAGUUUUCCACAAGAUUAUAACCUCAGGGCAUCAACGUCUUCAACCUUUGUUUGAUUGUUUACUGACUGUUCUGUGUAAUGUAUCCCCGUAUAUUAAAACUCUAUCAAUGGUGGCUGCUUGUAAGAUAAUGCAUCUAGUGGAGGCGUUCUCUACUCCAUGGUUUCUUCUCUCUACCCCGACCAAUCACACCUUGAUCUACUUCUUGCUGGAGAUGCUGAACAACCUAAUCCAGUAUCAGUUCGACGGGAACAGUAACCUCGUCUACACCAUUAUCAGGAAGCGCGCAGUGUUCCACAACCUGGCUCAUCUUCCUUCAGAUGGUGGGGCCAUAUCCAAGGCUAUGAAAAGGAAAGUGAAGAAACCAAUUCAAAGAAAAAGUUCCCAAAAUGAUGAAUCAAUGGAAGGAUCAAUUCCAGCUCUACCGGCAGAACCUGGAACAUUAAAGGCAAGUUUGAUAAAAUUUCCUGGAGUUGAAAGUUUUACUGAAGCAGCGAGUGCACAUCCUAGUCAGAAACAGCUAGAGUUCCUCACACAGACUGUUGAAGCUCUGAGUGUCCGGAAAGUAUCCGACCCUGUAAUGUAUCCAGCUCAACCUCUUUGUCCAACUAGUUCACACCUUGUGGAGGAUGGAGGGGUUCAUACAGUACAAGCUCUAGGUGGAUCAGGAGGUUCAAGCCUAAUGGAUACUAAAGUUGUGGAGAAUUUGAUGGAUGAGGAUCUAGGGCAAAGAAUUGAAUCUACUGCUUCUGUGCAACCAAAACGAAAAAAUUCAGAUAAGAAGAGAAGUGGAUCUACAACUAGCCAGCCUGAAGACUGGGCUCCUACUCAAGAAUGGAUUAAUGAAUGGAGGAAAAAACUUCCAUUGCAUACUGUUAUGCGAUUGCUACAGGUUCUGGUACCACAAGUAGAGAAGAUGUGUAUGGAUAAGGGUUUAACGGAUGAAAGUGAGAUCUUGAGAUUUCUCCAACAUGGAACUCUAGUAGGACUUCUCCCUGUACCUCAUCCUAUCCUUAUACGGAGAUAUCAAGCAAACCCAGGAACUGCUAUGUGGUUUAGAACAUAUAUGUGGGGAGUUAUCUACUUGAGAAAUAUAGAUCCAGCAGUUUGGUUUGAUACACACAUUAAACUAUUUCAAGUUCAAAGAAUAUAGUUAUUUUCCAGUUAUUUAUCAAGAUAAUGUUUCUUACAGUACUUUGUAAUUUGUUAGAUGUAUUUAAUCAAAAUAAAAAAAAUAUUAAUGAAGGUCA
Eurytemora carolleeae is the source of this 1981-nucleotide messenger RNA. RefSeq names its product protein HID1. The transcript is spliced from 17 exons. The coding region runs from base 1 to 1884 and encodes 627 amino acids. Gene Ontology annotation, cellular component: Golgi trans cisterna; Golgi medial cisterna; membrane. Lineage: Eukaryota; Metazoa; Arthropoda; Copepoda; Calanoida; Temoridae. The record is from RefSeq and is a predicted model, not a curated record.